Molecule: messenger RNA, 2223 nt
Organism: Diabrotica balteata
Lineage: Eukaryota; Metazoa; Arthropoda; Insecta; Coleoptera; Chrysomelidae
Source: the annotation of a GenBank genome assembly
AUUUUUUUUAGGUAUUUAAAAACACUGUCUUUACUUCUGUAAAUAAAUAAUGUUAUUUUUAAAGUCGUACCAAAAUGUGAACUGUUGUAAAUGUUAUUGGUUGCAAAAACUAGAAAUUUCGAAAAAAUAUUUAUCGACAAAUACGUAUUUAUAUUUUCCAGUUGAAAACAAAUUGGUAAAUAAUAAGGAAACUGAAAAAUCCUCAAACAAAGAUAAACUUUUAUUUAACAGCGUUUUAAACGCAAAGCAAAAUAAAUUAGGAUUCUUUAAGGCUCGUCGGCAGUACAUACAGCAGCUAGAAUUAAAAUCCAAGAUACAACCUUUACCAUUAUCACUAAAAUUUUUGUCUGAGGAUUUGUUGACAGAGAAAGACACAUUAAAAGUUGAAGAACAACAAAUAAACGAGAGUAAUAAAAAUGUACAGUUUCCUUAUAGUAGUUUUAGUACUCCUGUAAGUGAAUUUAAAGGUGAAAAUAAAGAUUUAGAGUUUCCACAGGAUUCUCCUGAAACUAUAGAUAAAGAAGUAAGAGCUAAAAAUAACGAUUUACGGACGUGGAUGAAUGCUUAUGAUAAUUUAGAACGUGAUAUUGUUGAGGAUAGUGAAAAUGGAACUAUUAAUUAUGGUACACCUGAUCCUAAGAGUAUAAUUAGUGAUGUACCAUGUGGAGGAUGUGGUGCAUUGCUUCAUUGUAAAGACACAGCUAUUCCUGGUUAUAUCCCUUCAGAAAUUUUUAAGAAUGCUCAUAAACCAGGAGCAGCUGUUUUGGAAGCUAUUAUAUGCCAAAGAUGCUUUUUCCUCAAAGAACAUAACAUAGCACUUCAAGUGAGAGUUUCUGCAGAUGACUAUCCAAAAGUACUGAUGUCAUUGGCAGAUAAAAUGUGUUUGGUGAUCCUGAUGGUAGAUCUUACAGAUUUUCCUUGUUCUAUAUGGCCAGGAAUUGCUGAUAUUUUUGGACCAACAACCCCAAUUUUUGUAGUAGGAAACAAAAUAGAUUUGAUACCAAAAGAUGAUGUCAAAUUCAUACCAAAUAUUAAACAGAAAGUCAUAGAUUAUAUGAAAUUGAAUGGAUUUGGUACUUCCAAAAUACUAGAUGUUGCUCUCAUAUCUGCCAAAACUGGAUACGGGAUAGAAGAUUUAAUAACAUCUCUGCAUUCUUUAUGGAAAGUGAAAGGAGAUGUCUAUUUAGUAGGAUGUACAAAUGUUGGCAAAUCUAGUUUAUUUAAUGCCCUUCUCGGAUCAGAUUACUGCAAAAUUCAAGCUGCUGACUUAAUACAAAGGGCGACCACAAGUCAGUGGCCCGGAACAACUCUGAAUCUUCUAAAGUUUCCAAUAUUAAAAUUGUCAGCACAUCGUUUGUAUUUGAGAAACUUACGACUCACUCAAAUGAAUAAAUCUACUUUUGUGGAAGAAAACAGAAGAAGGGAACAGCUUAAAGUAGAUAAUGUAGCAGAGAAUGCCACACUUAUAGGACGAAUUGAACAGACAUUCUCAAAACACACCAGACAACCGGAAAAAGCGGAUGCUUUUUCAUCACAACCUCAAAGGAACAAUUCUGGAAGGACAACAAUGGGAGUGGAUGAAAAUCAUCCAGAUUAUGCAUCGGGUCGAUGGUGUUAUGACACUCCGGGAGUAGUUCAUCCAGAUCAAAUUUUGGAUUUGUUAACGUUAGAUGAGCUGAUUUUAACUCUUCCUAAAGAAUUAAUACGACCAGAGACAUUUUGUGUCAAGCCAGGCACUAGUUUGUUUAUAGCUGGAUUAGCUAGAUUGGACUAUCUAGAAGGUCCUGAUUCUGUCAAAUUAACAGUAUUUAGGUCAAAUGAAUUGCCUAUAACGAUAUGCACUUUGGACAAUGCAGAAAAAACAUAUGAUGACUGCCUGGGAACUGAAUUAUUUAGGGUACCAAUAGACGAAGGAGAUCGAUUAAGUAAAUGGCCUGGACUGUCAAAAGGAAAACCAUUUACUGUUAAAGGAGUUACUCGAAGGCUUUCCAGUAAUGACGUAGUAUUAUCGAAUGCAGGAUGGAUUUCCAUCACUUGUGGUAAUCAAGAAUACACUUUCCAAGCAUGGACACCAAAUCAAAGAGGAAUACAUUUAAGAGACAGUAUCCUGCCUAAAAUUGUAACGCUACGGGGAAAGAGAAUUAAAUAUACCGUUCAAUAUGAGAAACAUACUUUUAUAUAAAUACUCUAAAAUGUGUGUAUAUAUCUUAAAAUAAAAUAAAA